This is a messenger RNA of Selaginella moellendorffii, 2222 nucleotides long. RefSeq lists its product as uncharacterized. The transcript is spliced from 3 exons. NCBI's taxonomy places the organism in Eukaryota, Viridiplantae, Streptophyta, Lycopodiopsida, Selaginellales, Selaginellaceae. Bases 121 to 2118 code for a protein of 665 amino acids. The record is from RefSeq and is a predicted model, not a curated record.
CAGAGAUCCGUCCACGUCGUAGCUAUCUAGCAGGAUUCGAGCCGGGCGCCUUACAGGCGCACUCAAGACCAACGGCUAGGAUUUUCCCUGGACGGAAUAGGGUUCUAGCAAAAGAGGAAGAUGACGCUGGAGAAGGAAAUGCAUCGGCGGAGGGAUGCCUACAAGGAUUACGCCGAGCGGAGCGAUCGGCAAGACGAGGAGCAGCGUCACAGGCGCUACGAAGAUUAUCCCCCGAGCUGGCCAGGUAGGUUGGAAAUCCACAGGGAGAGGGAGGGUCACGACGGCAGGGAUUACAAGGGGAAUUGGGACUCGCGAGUCGAUCGGAGGGAUUCUCCGCGCAGUCCAUACAGGGAUCCGGGGGGCAGUAGUAGAAUCGAGCCGGGAAUAGCGGGUUUGAUCUUUAUGUGCAACAAGAAGACGCAGAGGAGGUGCCUCGCUUACAAUGUGCUUGGAAUGCCGAGGACCAAGAAGCGUUUCGCGGAUCACAUCACUCCAGGAAUGAAGCUUUUCCUGUUUGAGUUUGAGUCGAGAGAGCUUCACGGGGUUUUUGAGGCCGUGAGCUAUGUGGGGGUGGAUUUGGAGCCGAAAGCCUUCAUAGAAGCGGACAUCGAUUUUCCACUCCAGGUGCGGUUCCGUGUCGUGGAAAAGUGCCUACCUUUGCGUGAAACCGAAUACAAGGAUGCGAUUCUCGAAAACUACUACGAAAACAAUCGCUUCAAGUUUGAUCUAUCUAAGGAACAGGUGGUGAAGCUCAUGAGGCUGUUCAUGCCGGCAGACGUGCCCCGCGGCUCAAGAAGUUUUCACUACCCUCCUUCAGCUGGAACCAACUCAGUUGAUGACGCUUACUCGGACUUUAGGGGGCCAACCGAUAGUCGAACUUACCGCAGCGGUCGCAGUGAUCGUCAUCAAAGGGAUGAUCACUGGAAGAAUGAGCCUGAGCAGCAGGUUUCCAAGACGUCGUACGUUGAAGGGCCUAGUCGCGUUAACUAUCCAACUUACAACGAGUAUAAGGAGCCUGCUGGUCGGACUUCGUACGUACCACACGAAAGAUACUACGAGAGCGCAAGCGCAGCCAAGUUUGCACCUUCUCAGAGAUCUGAGCCGGAUACUUGGUGUAGCGCGAGGCCCAACGACUACGACUAUGGCGAUACUUUGGGACCCGGGCAACAGUGUGCUCCUUCUUCAUAUGCUGGCGUUUCUUCGAAAUGCGACGCUCUUGGCUACGGUAUCGGGAGACCAGAGGCCACCACAGCUUUAACCACUGACGCAGAUCGAUACUGGAAACCGGACAGCAGCGUUUUGCAGAUGUCCGCAGACUUUAGAUCGAGCUUUUACGGUCGACAGGGGUCGUCUCUAUAUGAUGAGAUGGGGAAUGGGGACAGGGUCCGGAAUAUGGAUCCGAUGGAAGAUGGUUCUUACAGGCUAGCUAGCAAGAAGGCUUUAGUUUCGGACAUGUUGGAUUAUCUCCCACCCACAAUGACCGCUCUGGCUCCUCCUGCAAUGUCACAGGUAAUGGCAACGGGAAAGCCAGCAACGGAAUACCGAGAGUUCGCGCCAACUUAUAGUUCUGACGUGAGAAAGGCCUCAUAUGGAUACCCAGAGGAUGUUACUAGACAGCCAAGCAGGUAUUCGUCGGUUGGCAAUGGUUUGGCUCUGGAUAACGGGCAUGCACUCAAUGGAGUAAGCAUUCCAGAGACGAUACCAAAGGAGAGGUAUAAGAGGGAGCACUCUCCAGUGUUUUCGGAUGCGAAGUACUCGAGGCAUCCGUCCGAAAGGGAAAGGAGUUUUGAAGGACGUCGGCACUUCGAAUACCAGCAGCCUGCCGCCAGCUCGUACUGUAGAAACUCUUCGGAGACUUACGGACGCCAACAGAAGCCUAGCGUAUGGGACAGGAUAGCAGCUCCUACGAAAAGACCGAAAAUGCAAAACUACGACAAAAAGAGGAGAGAGUUCUCCCCAGAAUCGCCUCAAGAAGAGGACUAUACUACUCUGGAAACCGAGCGGGACGACGGCACUUACGUGAUAGACUUUAAGAGACGAAACAAGGGCGAUGGGCUUGCAGGUACUAGCCACAAUGGGCACAGAAAAAAGAAGAUCGUGAGGCCGGAUUCGCAUUAGAAUUUAGCGGUUUAGGAGGUUAGGGGGUGGGGCAGCUCGUCCGACAGGAUGCCACUCCGAGUAUCUGCAUAUUUCUGUUAACGUAGCAAGCAUGAAGUUCCUAA